Penicillium verhagenii is the source of this 1176-nucleotide messenger RNA. RefSeq lists its product as uncharacterized. NCBI's taxonomy places the organism in Eukaryota, Fungi, Ascomycota, Eurotiomycetes, Eurotiales, Aspergillaceae. The record is from RefSeq and is a predicted model, not a curated record. The coding region runs from base 1 to 1176 and encodes 391 amino acids. The transcript is spliced from 8 exons.
AUGGCCAGUGACACUAUUACCCCCGCCUCGCCUCCACCCGCUGGUCUGACAUCCAAUUUCGUUGACCCGGACUAUGUCGGCACCAAAUUUUUAGUGGUGAACUGUGUAUUUCUACCCUUGGCCAUCAUUGGUCUCGCCAUACGAACAUGGACGCGAUUAUUCGUUGUGCGAAGUUUUCGCGCCGAUGAUUAUUUAAUGGUGAUUGCUCUUAUUUUAUCAUGCGUUCUGAGCGGAGUGACACUAGAGAUGCUCAAUUGGGGACUGGGAAAGCACAUGUGGGAUGUUCCGCUGAGCGAAUUCUCACCGGAGUUUAACAAGGUUGGUGAAGUCGCUUACAUUCUUGCGCUGAAUCUCAUCGCCGCCAUCUUCUACUGUGCAGCAACCGGAUUUACCAAAUGUUCCGUCCUCAUCUUUUACCUCCGAAUCUUCCCAAGUCGCAAUUUCCAUAUCGCUGUCUGGACGCUCGUUUUUAUUGCGGCGGGAUAUAGUAUCGCCAGUGUAUUGGCCAACAUUCUCAGCUGCCACCCAGUUGCCAAAUCCUGGGAUUCCACAAUAACAACUGGAUACUGUAUGAACCGACCUGUCUUUUACUUCGCCAAUGCCGGCUUGGGCAUUUUUACCGACUUUGCGACUGUCGCUGUUCCGAUUCCAUGGAUCCGUCGAUUACAAAUGCCAUUGCGACAGAAGAUCGCUAUUUGUGCGAUAUUAGCAAUGGGAUGCUCUGUUGGGAUUGUUAGCUGCAUCCGCCUUGUUAGUUUAUAUAAACUUUUGACUAGUGUUGAUCUUACUUGGACAACCACCGACGCGCUUAUGUGGUGCGCAAUCGAACUUAACCUUGGAAUCUUUGGUGGCUCUGUCACUGCCAUACGACCAUUUAUCCGAAGAUACUUCCCCCGUCUCCUCGGUCUAUCCUCCGGUGGCGACUAUUACGGAUCGCAAUCCCGAAAGCAAGUACAUCCGUUAAACUCAUUGCCUCGGAGCGGGCAACCUGACUUUUCGAACCGCGAUAAUCACUAUUCCACCACGCUCACCACAUCUCGCAAUGCCCCCGAUAAUGAUAGCGAAGAGCAUAUACUAUCCCCGGAUAAUACCGGUGGUCCAAAAGAGCUGGAUGGCAUUAUUCGGACGGUUGAGUUUGACAUAGAGAACACAUCCUCAUCCAGUGCGGUACCAUGA